Messenger RNA from Ostertagia ostertagi, 492 nucleotides. The record is from the annotation of a GenBank genome assembly. NCBI's taxonomy places the organism in Eukaryota, Metazoa, Nematoda, Chromadorea, Rhabditida, Trichostrongylidae.
AUGGAUGAUGUGUGGACAAAGGUAUUCAGCUACCUGUCCCCGCGAGAGGUACUCAAAUGCGAACGAGUGAGUCGAGCAUGGCGACGUCUUGCUCAUCGAGCAUUACGUCAACUCGUUGACCCUACGCGAGUGCGAAUCUCCCAGAAGCAAUUCCUCACCCCUAAAAUUCUUUGUUGCCUCCAUCGUUUUCCACAGGUCAUUCAUUACAAACUGUCUAAAUUUCCUUUCAGAAACAUAAUUGCUUGUAUUUCAGAACUAUGCAGUCGGCGACUGAGACGGGUUAUCUUUCGGGUGACGUCGAAAAACGAAAAAUACUCUGUAUUUGCAAGUGAACAUCAUUUAACAAAAGCUGUCAUCGAAGCACUUGCCUCCACCGCCACCGCCUUACGAAGCAUAAUUAUUGAUCGGGUGAAAGUAGAGGUGCUAAAUGGCCCAGCUGUGAUAACUAUGGUUAACGAUUUCCCGUUGGUUUCCGCUCUGGACGAGAUUUAG